AUGGGUUUCGGUCAAAACAUGAAUCCUUGCUGUCGUCCUCCUGUUCCAAUUUGUCCCCCGGCUCCAGUUUGUCCCCCUCCUGUUCCAAUUUGUCCUCCGGCUCCAGUUUGUCCCCCUCCUGUUCCAAUUUGUCCUCCCGCUCCAGUUUAUCUUCCUCCUGCUCCAGUUUGUCCUCCGGCUCCAGUUUAUCUUCCUCCUGCUCCAGUUUGUCCUCCGGCUCCAGUUUAUCUCCCUCCUGCUCCAGUUUGUCCUCCGGCUCCAGUUUAUCUCCCUCCGGUUCCAAUUUGUCCUCCGGCUCCAGUUUGUCCUCCACCAGAACCAGUAUAUGUUCCAGUUUGCUGCUGUGUUGAACAAAUCUGCUGCGAUCCUUGUUUAGGACCACGCCGUGUUACUCAAUUUAUUCAAACGAUGGUUCGAGUACGAUAA
This is a messenger RNA of Adineta ricciae, 426 nucleotides long. The record is from the annotation of a GenBank genome assembly. NCBI's taxonomy places the organism in Eukaryota, Metazoa, Rotifera, Eurotatoria, Adinetida, Adinetidae.